ACCGGUCAUCAAAUGCACAUUCAGCUCAAUUGGUGAGAAAUCUGUGGUUGGGGGCAGCAAUUUCCAGAUAUUGUCUGCCUGACUAAUGAGUGGGUCAGACCCUGUUGAUGAUAGAGCUGACAAUAGGAGACUGACACGUGCAGAGGCACUGAGGGUACCCCACGUGUUCCAGGCCGUACAACCGGGAGAAGAAAGACGGCUUAUAGCCGAACGUAGAGCCCGUGCACUAGCAGCAGCUAGGGCCACAGUAAACGCCGCAGCUAGGGAACAGGCUGCCACAGCAGCCGAGGGAUUUGAGAUGUCUUCUGCAGCAGCAACAUCCUCGGUUGCGUCUUCAUCUGCGACCAAUGGGACUAUGUUGGGAAUGCCAACAAGUUCCACGGGCACUUCUAGUUUAAUGGGUUCUCGACAGUCUACUAGUCAAAUGGCGGGCUCGCAGUUCAGCCCGUUGACCCCACGUGAAAGGGAGCUCAGAGAGAUCCAACAGGUCGAGAGGCUCUGCCAGAAGUUAGAGGAGGACCUGAAAAAGGCAACCGAAAGGGAAAGAGAGAUAAAAAGUAGAGCAGCCAGGCUUGAAGCGUUAGAGACUGACAAGGCUGAGUUAGAGGGAUUAGAUGAAUCAGGUUUGUCUGAACCCUUGAAAGUGUUGAAGAACAACAUGUUGUCGCUGCAUGCGCACGUGGACAGCAGGUUGGACUUCAUGCAGAGCACUUUGGACCAGAUCCUGGACAUUUUGAGAAGGCCAGGAUUUAGGCCACCAGCGCAAUCGCCGUUGCCGUUAUCGGCGAUGUCAGGCCCCUUUCCAGUUCAAGCUGGUACACAACCUAGUGGUGAGGGAAAGGGCGAAGCUCUCAACACUUGGUUGAGAACAGUCCCGGUUUGGGUGAAGGCGAAGAGGACCUUGCUAGAGGACGAAGUGGUAACUGCGGCAUCUUACCUUGAGGGUAAGGCAACCAAAUGGUUAGAUGGUGUAGUUAUCAAGGCCGGGUAUGGGAGACGCAUGGCGGACUGGGCUAAGUCUCUAACGUUAGACCAAUUCAUGGAAAUGGUAGAAGCUCGAUGGCAUAACCCACAGGAGGCACAAAAGGCCACUGAUGCCAUAAACAAACUGGACCAACGAAAGUUCAAAUCAGUUAGAGAGCUUACGACUACCGUUGAGAGCCUGAUUCUCGUCCCAGGCAUUAACUACAGCGACCAGUUCCUAUUGACAACAUUUGUCAGAUGUCUCCCAGAGAACAUCAGGAACUUGCUGGCCAGUGAGGCACGCGUCAAGUAUCACUCGUUUGAGACAUUGUCUAGGAAAGCCUUAGAUUUGGAGGCCACGCUAGGCAAUGCUCAACCUACCUCUCAGAAUGACUCGAAGAAGAAGAAGAGUCCCCAGGAGUGGAAGAAGAAGGGGGCGAAGUUGAUGAUGGUUGAGUCCGAUGGGACUCAAAUUGAGAUCGACAAACUCUCUGACCUGGUGGACUAUUCAGAGUAUGACGGCGAGGAGGUAGCUGAGGGUAGCACCCUCGCCGCAGUAGUAAAGGCUAAGGCCGGACAGAGUGUUUCCAUGGAUUUCAUGGACACCCUGGUGACUAGUAAGAGUGGCAAGAGGCACAUCUUCGUCAUCAUCGAUCGAUUUACCAAGUACGCUAGACUAGUGGCUAUGCCAGAGACCGCAAGAACUGACUAUGUCAUCAAGUUGUUCGAAGACAACUGGUCUUUUGCGGACGAGUUUGGCGUCUUCCCCAUUGAUUGGCGUGACCUGGCCAUUCCGCGACGGGGAGGGUUCAUCCUGGAGAGCUUCAACUCUGAUGAGGUAAUUGAUAUGGCUCCUUGGCACCGAGCUUGGGAAGUCGGAAAGCUUGCGCGGAGGAUAAGCGACUGCAUCGAGCGUGCAAGUUUGAAGAAUCGCCUAAAGAAGGGGGUCAGACUGGAGAUUGACGGCGACGACGACUUGGCGUAUGAGCUACCCUGGCAAGAGUAUGGAUCUUUUGGUGUAUAUGAGAAUGGGACACAUAUGCAGCAUCAUGAUAAGCCCUUCCACAGUCCAAGGUAUAGAGCCGCCCCUGAUGUAAUUGUCGCAAAGGAUGCGCCAGCGGCCUCCCCGUCACCCAUGGCCAUACAUGGCAGUCCAAGACAAAAGCCCUCCCCAAGGGCUAUGUCGAGCAGUCCUAGAUGGAAAUCUUCUACCCGUCCAACAUGGAGGAGACACGAACGAAGCUCAACAGGGUACACACCCCGGUCACACAGGUCUCAUCAUCUGCAGACGCCUCGUCAACCGCAACUGUCUCGUCAGGCCCAAAGUCCUCAUCAUGUACAGACGCCUGAAUCACGAACUCUUCAUCAGCCGCAGACAUCCCAUCAAACACAGAUGCUACAUCAACGGCCAACACCUCGUUAUCCACAGAGCUCUGGUGAACCACAGACCUCUCCUCCACCUUCAGCAUGGCAACAAACACCGCCACCAUCUGCAAUUGUGUCUGCGAGUGGGCCAUUAGACCGUCCAUUGGAGCCCACAACGCCAAUGUUCAUCCGAACAAUCCGUGAUUUUGGGAAAAAACAUGGCCUCCCUUCUAUACUGGGGUUGCCAGGGAGAACUGAUGAUCGGAAUGAUGCCAACCCAAGGAAUGAUGCUCCACACGAUAACGAGCCUCGGGCAGAAGGGUGGACAAGUGUGAUGAGAUUCGGGGAGUCCUUGUGGGGUUCCCGGACAUGAGUACUAGGGUUGCUUGAGAGCUUUACUUGUAAGUUAGUUUCAUCUGCUGCACAAGGUAUGUAUCAUUGUGUGUGGUGAUCUGGGCAGAAGGGCGCACAAGUGUGAUGAGAUUCCAAGUCUCCUUGUGGGGCACUCUCGGAAGUGAGUAGGAUUACUUGUAAGUUCUUUUUGUCCUUACGUGGCACCCAGACUCGAACCGGAAACCUUACUUGGAAGCUUUAUCUGGUGCACAAGCUAUAUAUCAUUGGGUGUGGUUAUCUGGCCAGAAGGGCGCACAAGUGUGAUGAGAUUUGACGACUCCUUGUGGGGAACUAUUGGAAGUCAGUAGUAUGAUUGUUUGAGAGCUUACUUGUAAGUUUUAUCCGCUGCACGACGAGGUAUGCAUCAUUGUGUGUGGUUAUCUGGCUUCCCCUUUCUCAGCACUUGGGCUUUUUUGUUAUUUAGCAUACGGUCAUACCAACAUGGCCGGAGAUCAUCCUGUUCUGCUACCCUGCACUGAGUGGAUGAGGCAAAAGGGCGAUACUGGGCAGGUCGGCCUUGUUCUUGGACUUGGGGACUACUUGAGGUGUGAAGCCUCGUUUAAGGAGCUUGUAUGCUCUUCCAAUUACGGGACCAAAAACAGCCCAAUAUUGUUAUUUAUUGUCACCACCUCCAUGUAUCAGGAUUGGGUAAUUUACGUGCCUGCUGCCUUCCUUGGACUUGAGGUGUGAAGGCUACAUGAUGUGCAAGUUGAGUUUUUAGGAUUGUGCGUUAUCCUUUUUGAGGGUGCACCAUUGGGCAAAGAUGUAUCCUGUUGGCGGUUCUGGGUCCUCGUAAACAAUUAGCCUUGAUAUC
Molecule: messenger RNA, 3535 nt
Organism: Chara braunii
Lineage: Eukaryota; Viridiplantae; Streptophyta; Charophyceae; Charales; Characeae
Source: the annotation of a GenBank genome assembly